CAGUGAGCGAGCAUCCCCCAGGCGGGAUUAAAGUGAGAAGCACAUAGAAAUCAUACAUAAAAGUUGCCGUUUAGUGCAGCUUAUUCUGUGCGAGAUUGCCGUUCGAACCGUGCAUCGUAGCUUUUGAAGGAGUUAACCCACAGAGCAGCGCGACUGCGGCGUAAUACAAGUUGUUUUUAGGCUGAUCAAAAUAUAUACUCCACCCACAGCAGUGGCCUCUUCGCGGUGAGUGUGCGUGCGUGUGCGUGGUUUGUGUGCCAGCAUACCGGGAAGAGUUUGAGCGAGCGAGAACGAGACGGCGCGUGAAGUAACAACACCAGCAUCAUCAGCUUCAGUGAGCCUUUUUUUGGGGCCCGGCCGUGCGUGCGAAAGAGUGCGAGACACAACAAAAAUGGCUUCUUUUAGAAAUGCGCACAAGAGCCUAUCGGUCGAGGAGCGUGCCGAGAUGAAGGAGAAAUUCGAAGAGAUCGAUGCGAACAAAGAUGGUUUCAUAGAGCUGAAGGAGCUGAAGGAAGCGCUCGAUCAGGUCGGCUUCAAGCUGCCCGGCUACCAGAUACGGCUGAUGAUUGACGAGUACACGAACAAGCAGCGCUCGCAGCACAUGGGCAAACUGUCGUACGAUGAGUUCGAGUUGCUCUGCAUGGACCUGAAGGCGAAGGACGUGGCGAGCACGUUCAAGAAGGUGGUGUCGAAGAAGGAAAACCUGGAAACGCUCGGCGGGAUGUCGGACUCGUCGGCCGCCGGUACGACACACUCGGUGCGCGUCGAGGAGCAGCUCGCGUUCAGCGACUGGAUCAACUCGAACCUGGUGCACGAUCCGGACCUCAAGCACCUGCUGCCGCUCGAUCCGGAGGGCAAGCAACUGUACGACAAGAUGAAGGACGGUAUACUGCUGUGCAAGAUCGUCAACCACUCCUGCCCGGACACCAUCGACGAGCGCGCCAUCAACAAGAAGAACCUGACCGUCUACACCAAGUUCGAAAACUUGACGCUGGCCCUCGUGUCCUCGCAGGCGAUCGGUUGCAAUAUCGUCAACAUCGAUGCGCACGAUCUGGCCAAAGGCAAACCGCACCUGGUGCUGGGUCUGCUCUGGCAAAUCAUCCGUAUUGGGCUGUUCAGUCACAUCACACUCGACAGCUGCCCCGGACUGGCGACACUCCUAUCGGACGGUGAGCGGCUCGAGGACCUCAUGAAGUUGUCGCCGGAAGCAAUACUGCUGCGAUGGGUGAACCACCACCUGGAGCGGGCCGGUAUCGCGAGGCGUUGCACCAACUUCCAGAGCGACAUCUCCGACUCGGAGGUAUACUCCUACUUGCUGAACCAGAUUGCCCCCAAGGACGCUGGUGUUAACUUGGAAGCACUCAGGGAACCAAACGCCUUAAACCGUGCCGAAGUGAUGCUGCAGCAGGCCGCCAAGCUCAACUGCCGCUCGUUCGUCACCCCGCAGGAUGUGGUCAAUGGUGUCUACAAACUGAACUUAGCUUUUGUGGCGAACCUCUUCAAUAACCACCCGGGCUUGGAUCAGCCGGAGGAAAUCGAAGGGCUCGAGUCGAUCGAGGAAACGCGCGAAGAGAAAACGUACCGUAACUGGAUGAACUCGAUGGGUGUGAAGCCGCACGUCAACUGGCUGUACUCGGAUCUGGCGGACGGGUUGAUCAUCUUCCAGCUGUGCGACAUCAUCCAGCCGGGAAUCGUGCAGUGGAAGCGCGUCCACCAGAAGUUUACGCCACUGCGGAAGUUCAUGGAGAAGCUGGAGAACUGUAACUACGCGGUCGAACUGGGCAAACAGCUCAAGUUCUCGCUCGUCGGCAUUGCCGGGCAGGAUCUGAGCGAUGGCAAUGCGACGCUCACCUUGGCCCUCAUCUGGCAGUUGAUGCGUGCGUACACGCUGUCGAUUCUGUCGCGCCUUGCCAACACCGGUAAUCCGAUCAUCGAGAGGGAGAUCGUACAGUGGGUCAACUCGAAGCUCCAGAAUGCCGGCAAGCGCACGAGUAUGAAAAACUUCCAAGACUCGGCCAUCGCCGACGGCAAGAUCGUGAUCGACCUGAUCGACGCCAUCAAGCCGGGCAGCAUCAACUACGACAACGUUCGGGAAGGUGGCAACGCCGAGGAGAACCUCGAGAACGCAAAGUACGCCGUAUCGAUGGCGCGCAAAAUCGGUGCACGGGUGUACGCCCUGCCGGAGGACAUUACCGAGGUGAAAUCGAAGAUGAUCAUGACCGUGUUUGCGUGCCUCAUGGCGAUGGACUACGUACCGACCAUGGACGUCAAGACGACACCGCCGGUCGCGUCUGUGUCGCCGCAGCAGCAGCAGCCGUACAAUAACGGAUUGGCCGCUUCCCCCGAACCGAAACCGAUGGUGGAGAUCGUCGAAUCAGAACCCGCUGCUGCCGUCGUUACGAAUGGCAACGGAACGUUGGAAGAGAAUCACGACACGGACGAAGUGGUCGUCGGGGCCACGAUACAACCGACGGCAGUAUCUCCGACACCACCGUCGACAGCCAACGCCGUUAUCGAUGAGUUUGCUGAUUGAACGAACGGAGCAUUGAAAGGACUGCGAUGCGACGGAUAACGAAACCGAAUCGCGGUCAUCGUGCUUGGCGAUAUGAUGUCAGUGAUCAGUCAAUACAAUACGUGGGUUAAGCGGGACGCUACGUGACUAAUGCAACCAGGCCGAGAAAUUGUUUGCGUGUAAGCAACGGUAUGCGUGUGUUUUGUAUGUAUGUACGUAUGUUGUGUACGUAAGCGUGUGACUGUCCGUUUGUGCGUGCGAUAGCCUUUAAGAUUGUAGAAGUCCCCACUGUCUCCACCCCCGGGGGCCAUCACGUGGUUACGAGAUGAUGUAAGCUUGCGUGGCCGGACAACCAAGCAUCCGCGGUCGGUACGAGCAAGUGGGGACUACUCGUUUCGGAUUUAAUGCAAUAAUAACUAAUACGGACAUCUAUUGUAACAAUUAUAAUAAUUGUAGUGGUAACGAUAAAAAAAAUGACGAACGAGAGUUAUAAACGCACGUUUGAGGCACUGCGAACGUGUAUGAGUUUCCGUUUUUUUAAUGUCCCGAAGCUUUGAAGUGGGCUGAAAAUGUGCUGGUAUUAUUUUGUGCUUUUACUUUUAUCAGCAACCGCUUGCAAUGCCACAAAGAUUCACGGAAAGGGUAUUUUAUGGAAAGAAUGUUUCCAACAGAAUGGCAAUCAGAACUACUCUCAAACCAGCAAACCGCAGAGAAACUCUCUGACCUUACAGCGCAGCAGUGAAGGGUCUCGAGUAACUCCCGCAAGUUUGAGUAUAAAAUAAAAUGAAUACACAUACAAAAUGCAGAACGUGCCAAAAGAUGAGUUAAAGAAACGGAAAGAUGAAUUGCUGCUGGUUUGGCUCCUAAAGUUAUUUUUUGCAGGCCUCGGACGUUGGUGUGCAAUCCGUGGGCCCCCGGGGCUGGGUUGUGCUUUUUUGCUUUUCGCCCGUCUAUUUUUCUGGCAUCCUUACGCGCACCAUCGCAAGCAGUGCGAAAGGAACUCGACUCAACAUUUCGUGAGAAGAUUGUGCAACGUUCAGCGUAAAAUGGAUUUGUUCACAUUUAAGAAAGGAAUUGUGUUAUUUAGCAAAAAGGGGGGGAAUAAUGACCCUAAGGUUUCCUGGGAAGUGACAAAGGGAACGCGUGCAACAAUUUAGCUAAACAUAUAUCUACGAUUUGGUGACUACGAAUAGUUUGUUUUCCCCUUCUUGUGCUUAAUUUUAACCGAAUCGUUCCAUUUUGUCUCACUAAACAGAAAACGGAACCUCUAUACGCCCCGGGAAAGAUCACGCUGAACGUGAUCCGAUUGGUGCGGGAUUUAUAUUGAUGAAACUAAUCAUCUGUAACGCAGUAUUAGGCUUCAUUAACGUAGAUAAAGGAAUGGGGUCAAAGCAUAAGUCAAAGUAAUGCGCCGAUGUAUAACGAAACGAUACAAGUGUACAGGACAAAGGAAAUCGCAUUCAUAUCGUUACAGGCUAAGUGAGCCUUAGUUUGUGCUUUUGGUUUGUUUUGUUUUUUCUCUUCCUUUUUUUUAACCAUUAGAUUGAUAAGUAGCAAUACGAAUCCGCUUGAAGAAACAAUUUAAACACGGAACCCCAGGGACAUCGGAAUGAGGAAGCCAGAAACAGGAAAAGUGGACGCGUGUGCUUAGAGCAAGUUAGAAGAAAACGGGGCGUUGUGUCUAAUCAGCUUAUAAUGGAAUUAAAAACAAACCAUUAAUCAUAACCUACGUUAAAGUUUCCGUACUAAUUUGUGUGUUAAGAUGGAAAAAAGCGUCCCGGCAGGGAUGCGAAUGCAUUCCUGUCACCUGGGAAUUGAGCCCCGAGCCGAAUUGAUUAGUCGUUAAAACGACAUCACCCCGUUUACAAUCCAAAACUCACUGCACCCCCUUAUUUCCUACACUUUAACCGUGUGUUGAGUCCACACCGCGGCAGCGGCUCGGAAAAAUAUAUGGUUUAAGGCAUCAAAGUUGCGUGAACAUUUAAAUAAUUCAACAAACAGCUUAUUAUGUGCCCUGUAACGAUGCGGCCGUAUCGGAAUGGAGCAACGGCUGGUGCCAAGUCCCUGACACGGUGUGCAACUAAUUUAACGAUACGUUCUUCUGCUCAGCGUCGACUUUUCAAUUCAAAUACAAUGAGGAUGGGCUUCAACAUCUGUCACAUGCGGUAUUAGUCGUAGGGUCACAGGCUUUGGAACCAGGAUACGGGAAAAAGAGAAUCGUUUAUUUGCUCGCAUGAAA
Molecule: messenger RNA, 4751 nt
Organism: Anopheles cruzii
Lineage: Eukaryota; Metazoa; Arthropoda; Insecta; Diptera; Culicidae
Gene: Fim
Product: plastin-1
Exons: 5
Coding region: 392-2533 (713 amino acids)
Biological process (GO): actin filament network formation; actin filament bundle assembly
Cellular component (GO): actin filament bundle; actin filament; cytoplasm
Molecular function (GO): actin filament binding; calcium ion binding
Source: RefSeq, a predicted model, not a curated record